UUAGUCUUGUUGGCCCUGCGGAGCUACCAUCCACUGCCGGAUGGGUAUCUGAUCUUCCUCAAGCUGCUUCCUGCUUGCAUCUCACCACACCUCCGACAUCCCAAGCGACCUCUUACAGCUGCCCAGGAUCUCGAGUCUCCUAUAAACCGCACUUCAGAUUUUUAUGAGGCUUGAGGAGCCUUUUCAUCUGCAAGAUGUAUCAAGUCAGCAAUGUCUACUUUAUUUGCGCGUUUGCCGCUAUAGGCGGCAUGCUGUUUGGUUUUGACAUAUCUUCCAUGAGCGGUGUGCUCGGAACCCAGGCUUACACCCGCUACUUCGACAACCCUCAGGCCGGUGGCUACACCCAGGGAGCAAUCACGGCCUCGAUGCCCGCUGGCAGUCUCGUCGGAGCACUCAGCAGCGGAUUCCUUGCCGACCGCUUCUCUCGCAAGCUCGCCCUCCAGAUCUCCUGUAUACUGUGGAUAAUCGGUGCCAUCAUCCAGUGCGCCGCCAUAGACCGCGGCAUGCUUUGUGCCGGACGUGUCGUUGGAGGCCUGUCCAUCGGUAUUGCAUCUAGCGUGGUCCCCGUUUACCAGAGUGAAAUCGCACCUAGGGAGAUCCGUGGUCGUGUGGUCUCGCUGCAGCAGUGGGCCAUCACUUGGGGUAUCUUGAUCCAAUACUUCAUCCAAUACGGUGCAUCAAACGUUGGAGGCGGUCCCAACAACCCGGACCAGCCAACAUCUGCCUUCCGAAUCCCCUGGGGCGUGCAAAUGGUGCCCGGUGUCGUCUUGUUCAUCGGCCUCUUCUUCUUCCCUUACAGCCCGCGUUGGCUCGCCUCGAAGGACCGCUGGGACGAGGCACUCGAGGUCCUGGCCCGCACCCUCGGCAAUGGCGACCGCAACCACCCAAAGGUCCUCGCGCAGUACCAGGAAAUUGAGGACGCGCUGAGGUUCGAUCGGGAGCAGGCAAUCAGCAGCUACAAGGCCUUGGUCGCCAAGGGAAUGUUCAAGCGUGUCUUCUUGGGCAUGAGUGUUCAGGCCUGGUCGCAGCUCUGCGGCAUGAACAUCAUGAUGUACUAUAUCGUCUAUAUCAUGCAGGGAGCUGGAAUAGGAUCGCCUCUCCUCACCGCGUCCAUCCAGUAUGUCAUCAACGUGGUCAUGACCCUCCCGGCCAUCGUCUACCUCGACAAGUUCGGCCGCCGCCCAGCCCUGAUCAUCGGCUCGUUCCUGAUGAUGACGUGGCUGUUCAUAAGCGGCGCCCUGCAGCAGUACUACGGCCAGCCCAACACGGACGAGACGCGCACCGUCGAGAACGAGAACAUCACCUGGAUCAUUCUCAACAACCGGCCCGUCUCGAGCGCCGUCAUCUCGUGCUCGUACCUCUUCGUCGCCAGCUUCGCCACCACCUGGGGCCCCGUCUCGUGGACCUACCCGGCCGAGAUCUUCCCGUCCAAGAUCCGCGCCAAGGCAGUCAGCCUGACGACCGCCACCAACUGGUUCUUCAACAUGGUGCUCGCCUUUGCCGUCCCUCCGCUGCUGUGGAACAUCUCGUACAACAUGUACUACAUCUUUGGCGCCUUCAACGCCGCCGCGUUCAUCCACAUGUUCCUGAUGGCGCCCGAGACCAAGGGCUUCACCCUCGAGGAGAUGGACGACGUCUUCAACUCCGGCAUCCCCGCUUGGAGGACGGGCGGCAAGCGCAGCAGGCUCGACCAGCUUGAGAAGGAGAUCGAGGAGGGCAAGCUCAAGGUUGGCGCGCCUCAUGUCCGUGAGGAGGACCACGUGGAACCGACUGAGAAGGUUUAA
Molecule: messenger RNA, 1784 nt
Organism: Diaporthe batatas
Lineage: Eukaryota; Fungi; Ascomycota; Sordariomycetes; Diaporthales; Diaporthaceae
Exons: 6
Coding region: 195-1784 (529 amino acids)
Biological process (GO): transmembrane transport; carbohydrate transport
Cellular component (GO): membrane
Molecular function (GO): carbohydrate:proton symporter activity
Source: RefSeq, a predicted model, not a curated record